AUGAUAGGAGAAUUUAAUCCUAGGACAUUUAUUCGCUUUUGCCCAGGGAAAAAGGAUAAAAGUGAAAGAUUAUGGGAUUUUAUGAUUCAGCCAAACAUGAAGACAUUGCGUGUUGUUAAAAAAGAGACAUUUAGAGGUCGUACUUGUACAGUAAGUGGGGCUAUAUAUAAGGAAUCUACUUGUAACACAGAUAUAUAUAUGAAAAGUGGGAUUCAACAAUCUGUUUUAAGAACUCUAGAGGGAAUUUCUACAAAUGUAAUAGUGUGUGGACCACACAAAACUGGAAAGACUCAUUUGUUAGUUGGAACGCAAAGAAGUAUUGGGAUAGUUUUGCAGGCUGUUUAUGAUAUAUUUUCGGGUAUUAGAUGCUAUAUUAAUGGAAUUAAAAUAAACUCUGAAGUUGAGAAAGUAAAUAUUGAAGGAAGUUAUCAAAAAUUAUUUGUAGUAAAGGCUUCUGUACUAGAAAUUAGUGAAGAUACUGGAGUAAGUGUUGGGAUAGUUAGAGAUUUAAUUGAACCAGAAAAUCCACUACAGUUAACAAGAUGUACUAAUGGUAAUUUAGGGUAUACUAUAAAGGGUAAUCCUGACCACUUGUUUGAGAGUGAAGAAAAAUUGGUAGGAGCAAUUUUGGAGGCAGUUUCAAAAAAAAAAGUGAUGAAUGCAAUUAGAUAUCAACAGAAUAGUGAAAUAAAUAACCGAGAUAUUACUAUAAAGAAAGAGGCACUAGAAAAUCUCUUCAGUAAUUACGGAAAAGUAUGGGUAAAAGAUUUAAAUCUUUCUGGUCUGGUUAUAAGUUUAACAGUUGAAUCUGUAGAAAAGAGUGAACUUGAACAAAGUUUGAAAGAUAAUGAGCAGUUAACAGGUUUUUUAAAUGUUUACUGUGGAUCAAUAAGAUUCUUUGAGAUUCCUGCAUGUAGGAGUAUCACUUCAACAUUAAAUGUUCCAUUACAUGGACUAAUUGAUCUUGCCUCAGAGAUGUCAAAAUUCUUUUAUACAAAUGAAAAAAGUAAUCAUAUUGAGGUUACCAAUAUCAGUAAGUACUUGGCUUCAUGUCUACUAAAUUCUCGUUUAUUUGUGUUUGGAACAUUAUCACCUACUCCAAAGGAUCAAAAAUGUUGUAUCAGAAGAACAAUGGCACAAUAUGAUGCAAAUUCAACAGUUUCUCCACAUUCUAUCUUUGAUAUAAUUCAGUUUAUUGACAUUAUAGGGAAUGUUAUGAAAUUUCCACUAUAUCCUCAAAAAGAGACUUAUAAGAAGCCAAUAAAUGAAUCGCAGAUUGUUGAGAUUUAUAGAAGGAAGAUUAGCAAAUUUUCACCAAAACAAUCAAAUGAAAAAAUGAUUAUUGCAGCUGGAAAAGGACUAUGGAUAAGUGAAAGUAGUGGUAGAAAUACAAAAAUUAUACGUCAACUAGCUUAUAUGAAUAAAACAAUAUCAGGAUCUGGACUAUUAAGGAUACUUAUAAGUGGGAAUGAUUUCGAUAUUUUGAGAUUAUACAAUGAACACUUGAUGAGCUCAGAAUCAAUUAAAUUAUUGGAUGAAAAUAGAUCUGAAAAUAAAUGGUUUAUCAAUCAAAAUAUUGAAGACCCGACAAAUAAUGAAGGUUUAUUACUUUAUGAUUUGUCAUCAGAUUUAAGAAAUAACCAAAAUAAUACAACAAAUAUAAGCCUUUAUGAAAAUAAUAAUCGAAGUUUGAGUAAAAUGAAAACAGGUAGUAGCCUUAAAAGUAUCUAUUUUAACACAAAAAACAAUUUUGAUCCAGAUAAUUCUGUCAGUUCAGUUCCAGUCUUUACUGGCAAUAAUAAUAAGAAAGAAAAUCAACAGUGGACAAAAUUAUCUAGUACACCAGAAAAGAAUCUCAGUAAUACAUUAUCAAGUGAGAAUAAUAUGUUACAAAACAGGCAAGUUAGUAAAAAGAUCAUAGAAACUAAUAGUUUGCCUGAUGAAGCUGUUAAUAAUAGAACUGUAAACUUCGAAAAUACAAUAGAACAAGAUCAAUAUAUAAAUAGUAUACCAUUGAAAAUGACUAGCAUCAAAAGUAAUAAAUCUGAAGUUACAAAUCAAAAUACCUCUUUCGCAAGCAAUUCUCUAGAAGAUUGUGAUCAAAACAAAGAGCUGUUGGAUACUGAAGGGAAUCAGAAAAAUAAUUUAUAUAAUUUUGGUCAAUCAAAUAGAUCAUUAAAAAGCUUUAAUUCAAGUAAAGAAUUUGAUAAGUCAGAUAAGUUAAAGGAUAUACUUUCUUUAACGAAUUCAGGGUUAAUAGGAAAAAGUAAGGUGAGAAAAUCUAAAUUUUCUGAAGUUGUUCAACCAAAUCGACUUAUAUCAAACAAGUCAAUUAAUUUAGUGGAUAAAUCAGAAACUAAAAUUGAUAGAACAAGUAGCUUAAAGAAAAAGAGCCAUAGUUUUAUUCAUGACUUUAUUCCUGCAUCUGGUGGAUUUCCUCAAAUUGAUAUAUAUGCUCCUUCAUUUGAUUCAGAUAUAAAUUAUAAUGUAUUUCAAGAACCUAAAUCAAAAGUAUUAGAUAUACCAGAUUCAGAUGAUAUUAGUGAAUAUGAACCUCAUACACCUAAUUCCAAUCAUUGUGAUGUAUCAAAGUCAGGUCUUGCAAUUUGUGAACCAGAAAGCUGUCCUUGUUGUCAGUAUCUAUCUAGAACUAUGUGUAGAUGUCACUACCGUGAUGCUGCAGUUAAUUUUAAUGGUAUAUCUGAAACAGCUGUCAAUACUGAUAAAUCUUUGUUGCAAAUAUAUGAGUCAGGAGCAGGUUCUAAUGAAAAAAUCAAAUUAAAUGGUCGUAGUUGGGAUAUAAUUUUUGAUUUACCCAGAAAAAGUCUUAAAUCGUUCAAUAAGAACCUAAAAACAAGAAUUUCUGAUAAUACAACUGAUAAAUCUUAUAUAAAUAAUCACAAUAGUCCUUUUUGCAAUCCAAAUAACUUAAAAUAUUCAAGUAGCUCAGAUGUAUCUAACAGACAACAGAACAAGUUAACUAGUAAUAUGAGAUCACAUUAUAAUAGUGAAGAUAGUAAAAAAGAUUUGGAGAUAAUAGAAAAAGAUAUUUCAAAUCAAGUGGAUCAAUUUAAUCAGAUUAUUAAUCGAGAUAAGGAUCAUUUCUUAAAUAAUUCUACAGUAUACAAUACCUAUAAACAAGAAUCUAAGAACCCAUGCAAAGAUCAAAUUGAGUAUAUCGAAAAUGACACGAUAUAUAUGAAUCCUUCUGGAAAUUUUAAUCAACCAGAAAAAUUAGAAGGGACAUAUAAACAUAUACUUAAUAAUAAAAGACAGGUUACUUGGUGCUGCUUUGCUCCAAAUAUGCCCAAUAUUCAAAUACCUCCAGAGCUUCAGCCUGUAGUUUUUAGAGGUACCCAAACCUAUAAUUUUCCCUUUUUAAAGCCAUUAUAUCCCUAA
Cryptosporidium muris RN66 is the source of this 3399-nucleotide messenger RNA. RefSeq lists its product as uncharacterized. The coding region runs from base 1 to 3399 and encodes 1132 amino acids. Lineage: Eukaryota; Apicomplexa; Conoidasida; Eucoccidiorida; Cryptosporidiidae. The record is from RefSeq and is a predicted model, not a curated record. The transcript has a single exon.